UGUAAAGUCCAGUUACCAAAAUGACUCUCUUGCCCGGAGAGAACUCGGACUACGAUUACGGCGCCCUGAGCUGUGCGUCCGAUACCUCUUUCAACCACACCUUCUUCCCCGAGUCGCACUCGCUCAAGGGAGUGUUUUACCAAAGAGCCCGGCUUCUCCCCCCGCGAGAGGAUCUCUACCAGAGCACUCAGCCCGAGGACCGCAAACGCCACAUCAUCAUCAACGUGGGGGGCAUCAAGUACCUGCUGCCGUGGACCACCCUCGACGAGUUCCCCCUGACCCGGCUCGGGCAGCUCAAGUCCUGCACCAACUUUGACGACAUCCUGAACGUCUGCGACGACUACGACGUGACCUGCAACGAGUUCUUUUUCGACCGCAACCCCGGGGCCUUCCGGACCAUCCUGACCUUCCUGCGGGUGGGGAAGUUGCGGCUGCUGAGGGAGAUGUGUGCCCUCUCCUUCCGGGAGGAGCUCCUCUACUGGGGCAUCGAGGAAGGCAACCUGGAUUGGUGCUGCCAGCGCCGCUACCUGCAGAAGAUCGAGGAGUUCACGGAGAUGAACGAGAGGGAGGAUGACCUGCUGGAGAGCGAGAGCCUGGCGGAGGUGGCCGAGGAGGCCCGGGUGGGCCUGUGUAUGAAGGGGCUGAGGGACAUGGUGGAGAGGCCUCAGUCCGGGCUGCCGGGGAAAGUGUUCGCAUGCCUGUCUGUGCUAUUUGUGACCAUCACCGCGGUGAACUUGUCCAUCAGCACCAUGCCCAUCCUAAGAGAAGAGGAAGAACAGGGCAAGUGUUCCCAGAUGUGCUACAACAUCUUCAUCGUGGAAUCCGUCUGCGUGGCGUGGUUUUCCCUGGAGUUCCUGCUGAGAUUCGUUCAAGCGCCCAGCAAGUUUGCCUUCCUGCGGAGCCCCUUGACCCUGAUCGACCUAGUAGCCAUCCUCCCGUACUACAUCACCCUGGUGGUCGACACCACAUCCGUGGGCCACAAGAAGCCGAGCUCGGGCAACAGCUACCUGGACAAGGUUGGCCUCGUCCUGCGCAUCCUCCGUGCCCUGAGGAUCUUGUAUGUCAUGAGGCUGGCCCGCCACUCUCUGGGCCUGCAGACCCUCGGACUCACCGCCCGCAGAUGCACGCGGGAGUUUGGGUUGUUGCUGCUGUUCCUCUGUGUCGCCAUCGCCCUCUUCGCCCCGCUGCUGUACGUCAUUGAGAACGAGAUGGCCGACACCCAGGAGUUCACCAGCAUCCCGGCCUGCUAUUGGUGGGCGGUCAUCACCAUGACGACGGUGGGCUACGGCGACAUGGUGCCCAGGAGCAUCCCCGGCCAGGUUGUGGCGCUGAGCAGCAUCCUGAGCGGGAUCCUGCUCAUGGCGUUCCCGGUCACGUCCAUCUUCCACACGUUUUCCCGCUCCUACCUAGAGCUGAAGCAGGAGCAGGAGAGGAACAUGUUCAGGAGGGCACAGUUCUUGAUCAAAACCAAGUCGCAGUUAAGUAACGGGUCGCAGGACAGCAACAUUUUGUUUGGGAGCGUCUCCUCGGAGGCGCGAGACAACAACAACUGAAAUGACCGGUCACCUUUGCCCCUCACAGACAGCGGCUCUGCGGUAAUAGGCCUCUUCACGUUUGCUUCCGGAGCUCUCAAUGGCAGCAGCAAGAGGCAGUCUUAAGUCCAACGGGCAAGCUUCCCAAUAAAUAACAUUUGGGGGCAUUACCUCUGAAAAGGCAAAAAAAAAAAAAAAUCAUAUGGCAUCAAAGACCUAGCUUGUGCCAUCAUUUGUGUCAUAAAGCCGUGUACAUUUUCCCUACUUUGUAGUAGUGAUGAUCUCAAUUUCCAUCAAUAAAGAGAUGGGUUUUCUUUUU
Tachyglossus aculeatus (Australian echidna) is the source of this 1851-nucleotide messenger RNA. RefSeq names its product potassium voltage-gated channel modifier subfamily G member 1 (gene KCNG1). Gene Ontology annotation, molecular function: protein binding; delayed rectifier potassium channel activity. Gene Ontology annotation, cellular component: voltage-gated potassium channel complex; membrane. Gene Ontology annotation, biological process: protein homooligomerization; potassium ion transmembrane transport; regulation of delayed rectifier potassium channel activity. NCBI's taxonomy places the organism in Eukaryota, Metazoa, Chordata, Mammalia, Monotremata, Tachyglossidae. The transcript has 2 exons. The coding region runs from base 21 to 1553 and encodes 510 amino acids. The record is from RefSeq and is a predicted model, not a curated record.